UUAUUUCCGACACGAUCUCCUUGGGCACUGCGAAUUUUCUUCAUUCGCGUGGGCUGAAAAUUAACGAAAUUCGUUCGUGCGCCGCAAAUAAACAAAUAGACGCAUAAGCUCGUGUAUUUUCUUGCAACAGUGGUGUGCAGGUACACAAAGUUUUAGUCAUUUUCAAACAUUCGUCGUGAGCGCAAGUGCCUGUAGUAUUCGGCUUAACCAACUGGGUACCAAUUCUCGCCAGAAGCGGAAAAUUUGCGUGAAUAUAGCAGAUAAUAUUUGCAAUUGGCACUCGCAGCCGCAGAGGAAUUCGUUCGUUGAAAUCAUAAAACUAUUACCUAGCGUUGAGGAGCAACAGCUGAGCAGCCGAAAUUCCAAAAGCGUACAUAAACAUUAGUGAACUAUUACUCAAACCACACGCAAAUCACAAAAACUACAUUUAAUCAUCAUGUUAUUUAUGUGUCAUCAAAUGGCGAUGAAGAAGGAAGCCAAUGACAAAUCGAAGGCCGCCGAACUUCGAAGAGCACAAAUCGGUGUUGGCGUACCAGUUGUCUGGAUUUUGGGUGGUCCCGGCUGCGGCAAAGGCACACAAUGUGCCAAAAUUGUAGAGAAAUAUGGAUUCACACACUUGAGCUCCGGUGAUUUACUGCGCGCAGAGGUGGCCUCUGGCUCUGAUAAGGGUCGUGAAUUACAAGCUAUCAUGAAGGAGGGUAAAUUGGUGCCGAACGAAGCUGUCUUGUGCCUGCUCGCCAAAGCUAUUGCCGAUAACAAGUGCGACUCAAAGGGCUUUCUAAUUGAUGGUUACCCACGCGAGAAGGAUCAAGGCGCUGCUUUUGAACGCCAAAUUGCACCAGCGGAUCUGAUUAUCUAUUUUGAUUGUUCGGAUGAUGUUAUGGUCCAACGUAUAAUGGGACGUGCGGCUGCUUCCACAGAAGUGCGUGCCGAUGACAACGAGGAGACCAUCAAGACUCGUCUGGCCACCUUUAGAACAAAUACAAAUGCCAUUCUCGAGCAAUACGUCGAGAAGACGAUAACGCUGAAUGCCGAACGUUCUGCCGAUGAAAUUUUCGUUGAUGUGCAACGCGCUCUGGAUUGUUUGAUACAGAAGAAGGCUCAGGCGGUUGCAUGCGCCUAAUUAAUGGCUCACUAACAACUACAAACACACAUGCGCACAUACAUACAUACAUACGUAGCUAUGUAUGUGCGUCAAUUAUUUAUUCUUUAAUUAAUUUACGUGAAUGCACGUAGACAUACGAGUAGUUAUUGUAGCACAAUUCAUACACGCAGAACUAUCAACAAAUGAUAUUAGCUAAUAAUAAAUGAAAAAGCCAAAGAAACAGCAUACCUUCAAGAUACUUAAGAAACACCGCCAAACACCGCAACUUGUGUGGCGAGUAGAAUGGCUAAAAUGUAUAUAAUUCCCCAACUGUGAGCGCUUGAGUGAGCAACUAGCGAAAAUUGCUUGAUAAGCGUGCCGAAAACUAGUUUUAAAUUAUAGUACAACAAUAAGAGCUCUCUAAGGGAAAUACAAACAAAUGUGCUUUAAAUAAAAAUUAUAAUGUACUUUAUUUAAAUUAAAUCAAUACACCAAAGAAAAUUAUAAAUUGUUACAAAUUAAAGCAAUUUUCGCAAUAAAAAUUACAAUAUUUACCAAAUCUUGA
Messenger RNA from Zeugodacus cucurbitae (melon fly), 1649 nucleotides. RefSeq names its product adenylate kinase isoenzyme 1 (gene Ak1). The record is from RefSeq and is a predicted model, not a curated record. Lineage: Eukaryota; Metazoa; Arthropoda; Insecta; Diptera; Tephritidae. Gene Ontology annotation, biological process: nucleoside triphosphate biosynthetic process. Gene Ontology annotation, molecular function: AMP kinase activity; ATP binding. The coding region runs from base 437 to 1123 and encodes 228 amino acids. The transcript is spliced from 7 exons. Gene Ontology annotation, cellular component: cytosol; cytoplasm.